This is a messenger RNA of Heterobasidion irregulare TC 32-1, 489 nucleotides long. RefSeq lists its product as uncharacterized. The coding region runs from base 1 to 489 and encodes 162 amino acids. The transcript has 6 exons. The record is from RefSeq and is a predicted model, not a curated record. NCBI's taxonomy places the organism in Eukaryota, Fungi, Basidiomycota, Agaricomycetes, Russulales, Bondarzewiaceae.
AUGCAAGGUAUAGUUAGGAGAAAGGUCCUACAUGUCCUUAUAUGGAUUAUGAGAGAACAAGAAAGGUACAAUGGGCAGUUCCUUCUUGUCGGUAUGACCAUGGGAUAUAGGAAGGUUUUGUACCUGGCAUGGGAUGUUUUCCAGAAUAUGUUCUCCUAUGAAGAGGAGAGCUGGAAGGAGCUCUCAGUUAACAUACUGAGAAAACUUGUUGGGGUGGAUAAAGAGAGCUCAUGGUCUCCCAUCAUUGUCCUCGUACCAGGAUGCUAUGUUGGGAUUGGUUUGGAAGUUCCUGGUAGAACUGGUACUGGUCCCGAGGAACCUGCAGUUCUAGGAUUCGGUGCAAUUCCAAUAGGAGGUGGAACUCUAGUUGGCGAUCUGCUAGGGCCCCUCGCAUUUCCAUCAUCAGUGCCUUCAUCUUGUGGUGCAUCUCGGGAAUUCCUCCCUGGCAAUAGUUGGCAGGUUCUUUCCCUUUUCUUGAACUUGGCAUAA